Moneuplotes crassus is the source of this 755-nucleotide messenger RNA. The record is from the annotation of a GenBank genome assembly. NCBI's taxonomy places the organism in Eukaryota, Ciliophora, Spirotrichea, Euplotida, Euplotidae.
UGGAAGAAUUAGUAAAAAAUGAAAUGGAUGUCAAGAAAAGAGAUUUGGAGGUGUUGAGUGAGGCUUAUGAGAAUGUUUAUUAUAACUCGACGAUGGCUGAGGUACCUGAGGAGGAAGCUCCGAAUUGUGAUAUUUCUUUUAGGAAUAGGAAAAAUUUUAAUAUCUUUUUCAAAAAGAUGAUGCCUAUAAGAUUGGGGAAGAUUAAAAUGCUAUUUGUUUGAAAGGAGAUCAAUCAAAAGAAUUUUCAGAGAUUGUUGAAGAAUAAUCUGUUUAUCAAAGAAAUUUCAGAAUUUAUUAUUGAGUUUUCUCAAGAAAAAAUAUGAUACCUAAGCCCUUAUUUCAAGCAUCUUAUGCAAAUAAUUCCAAGAGUAAAGACUAAAUUAGCUCUCUAUCGCUGAACCAUCAAUCGAACCCAAUUUCGAAAGAUACUCCAAGUCGGAAAACACAUCCAAAACCUCGAAUUUAACUAUUGAACCUUCAACUCCGCCCACCUCCACUUAGACCCACUUUCUUACUCCUCCAAAUCAGGAGCCAACCAAUACAGCACAAAAUCCCUGACCUUCAGGCUCCCCAAAUUCCCUCCCCCACUCUUCCCUAUCAUCUCAAAAUCCCUUAAAUCCCUACUCCAAGCCGCCUCUUGCACCACCUUAAAAUCCUCACUAGAAACCUUAUCAAUAAACAACCAGGCUCUUCGCCAAGAAGCAGCGGAGAUAGCUCAAGAAUUAGGGUUUAAGAAUUUGGUCGUGAAAUCGUAA